Messenger RNA from Haemonchus placei, 1359 nucleotides. NCBI's taxonomy places the organism in Eukaryota, Metazoa, Nematoda, Chromadorea, Rhabditida, Trichostrongylidae. The record is from the annotation of a GenBank genome assembly.
AUGCUUUCUAAGAUGCUUUCCACGUUGGACUCUAGUUAUUUGCCGUCAAUCGACACAGAUGCGUCUCCGGAAAUCCAACUUCGUACCAUCGGACGUCGUAAGGAAGCCAUCACAACGGCGAAGAAUGGAAUCGAGAAGGCUUUGGGAACUCUUAGAUCGCGUUAUCAAGCCUUGUUGUUGUUUGCUCGGACUCAGGACCAGGAAGAAGUCCUCCGCGACGCCGAUCAAUUUUGGAUUGACCAGCAAGGAGAGCAGCUUCUCGAUCAAGCUCAGGAUACCAUCAUAGAACUUGACGCUCAGCUCAUCGCGGCCCUCAACAUUCAGACUUCUCUCCUGUCACAUCUUCAGAAGGACUUGACUACAGCUACAGGUUCCUUGGCUGUAACGGAUUCACCACGUUCCAUCAGCGAAGUACCAUCCCAAGAAAAUCAGGAUUCUCCUCAUCAGACGAGCCCCCUAACUCCAUCACAGGGGAUAGUCCCUCCGCUGUUGCCGAUUCAACUUCGACGUGUUGAGCUACCAACUUUCGACGGAGAUAUCACCCAGUAUCACGACUUCUGGAGCAGGUUCCGAACAGCAGUUCACGAUAACGGCGCCCUUUCGCCAGCUACCAAGUUCAUCUACUUGACGAACUCACUCAAGGUAAGUGCUGCGUUGAUGAUCCAGGGCUAUGAUCCAUCUCAGCCUGACAAUUAUCGCCUAGCCAUUGAAGCGCUUCGAAGGAGAUAUGAUCGUCCACAAUAUACCCACCAUCUAUUCCUUCAUAAGCUGGAGCAGCGUCAACCGUCGUCGUCGUCAGCUACGAGUCAACGAGACACCCUAUGUCAGAUUCAGUCGUUCAUCCUACAACUCAAUCGUUACGAGGAUACAUCUACGUCGUUAGCUCUCAUGAAGUUGAUUCGAAAGAAGUUUCCGAAGGAGACUCAGCUAGAAGUGAACAAGUUGGAACAUCGGUCGAGUAAGACAUGGACCUUACCGGAACUUCUGGAUGGGCUAAACGAAGUCAUUGAGGAAUACGAGAAGUUGGACGAUUAUCUUCCACCCAAAUCCACUUCGGAAUUCAACAUCGCUCCUGUUUCCACUCCUCGCUCCAGAUCUCCAACACCGGAGUCACGUUACGAUUCAAGGACGUGUUGUUUCUGUCACUCGCCCAAUCAUCGUUCUACUCGUUGCCAUCACUACAUGCCUGUGGCACGUCGUCGUGUCAUCGCUAACAGGCAAUCACCAUUAUAUGCUUUGUUCGCGUUCAGCCCGACGAAGUCACCGAUCACCCUCGCUAGAAAGACCUCACCAUUCCCAUUGUCCAUGUUCUACCUCGAGAAGUUCGUCACUCAGUCACGGAAGAAGCUCAUCUUAUGA